UGUAAGACAACUUACAAAUAAUAACCUAUAACCAAACGUAAUAGGUCGUAUACGCAGUGAAGACUACAAAUGGCUAAACACUUUUCGCUUUUAUUACUGUAAACAUCGCUACCGUCAGCGAACACUAGCGUCGUAAAAAAUGCAACAUGGCGACUGCAAUGACAGGACGUGGCAUGGCGUUUAUUAGGAAUAUACCUGGGAUGUUGAGCUCGAGGUUGCAGGUUUUGGGUGGCGGUCCCCAGCAGCUCUCAUGUCUCCACACCAGCACUUCACUGGAAUCAAAGGACUGGGAGAGGAGGAACCGGAAGGUGUUUCCACCUCAGCUACCGGAUGAUAUCCGCAGACCAGCAGAGAUCCAUCACAGCAGGAGGCAGAUUAAGUACAGCAAAGACAAGAUGUGGUACCUGGCCAAAAUGAUCCGAGGGAUGAGCAUCGAUGAAGCCAUUGCACAGCUGGAGUUCAAUGACAAGAAAGGGGCGAAGAUCAUGAAAGAGGUUCUUGAGGAAGCUCAGGAGAUGGCGGUCAAAAAUCACAACGUAGAGUACAGAUCCAACCUGUAUGUAGCCGAGUCCUACUCCGGCAAAGGGAAGUACCUGAAGCGCAUCCGUUACCACGGCCGCGGGAUGUUUGGCAUCAUGGACAAAGUUUACUGUCACUACUUUGUAAAGCUGGUAGAGGGCUCGCCGCCCAAAACGGAGGAGAAGACCGGCUUUGACCAGGCCAAGGAGUACGUCCAGAACCUCAAGAACCGAACCAUCAUCCACAGUCUGUAAUCUGUCCUGUGUGUGUGUGUGUGUGUGUGUGUGUGUUUUGACAUUUGUAAAUAAACAAAUGACCAACUGGAUAAUGAGACCUUUCUUCAUUUUUUGGUUAUUUUCAUUGUCUUGUACAUUAUUUUAAAAUAAUAUUGACUGCGGCCAGUGAUGAAGUUUUAAAUAAAGUGAUGAUUACUUCAGAAAGAGAUCAUAAAGGCCAACAGUGUUUAAGAAAGGGCAGUUACUUAUGUCAUUUUCUACAAUAAAAUCUAAUUGUAUCUGACGAAGACAUUACAUAGAAUGAGUUUAAGUAGAAUCUGUGCCUCCCUGGGAUGCAUUAAACAUAAUAUUUUACAAUCUGA
Messenger RNA from Sander lucioperca (pikeperch), 1117 nucleotides. RefSeq names its product mitochondrial ribosomal protein L22 (gene mrpl22). Lineage: Eukaryota; Metazoa; Chordata; Actinopteri; Perciformes; Percidae. The coding region runs from base 147 to 773 and encodes 208 amino acids. The transcript has 7 exons. Gene Ontology annotation, molecular function: structural constituent of ribosome. Gene Ontology annotation, biological process: translation; ribosome assembly. The record is from RefSeq and is a predicted model, not a curated record. Gene Ontology annotation, cellular component: mitochondrial large ribosomal subunit; ribosome.